Molecule: messenger RNA, 1935 nt
Organism: Hyaloperonospora brassicae
Lineage: Eukaryota; Oomycota; Peronosporomycetes; Peronosporales; Peronosporaceae
Source: the annotation of a GenBank genome assembly
AUGAUCAGACGCAGUCAGGCGCCAGUCGCCCGCGUCCUGCGGCCGCAUUUGCUGCGCGCGCUGUCGCUCGUCACGACGUCGAUCCUUGCGGUCGUUUUCUAUGGCUAUUGGGGGGGCGGCGAGCCCAAGGAGUGGGUCUACGACGCGCCGGCGCUCGACGCAGUGGACCUCGAGGGCCCCGACCGGCCGCGCAGUCUCUGGGCCCCGACGGACUUUGAGUGUCUCGGCUGGCGCGCGACGCACGAGUGCGAUCCGUACGGCCCGAGGGAUUACGCGCGCGACCGCACGUGCCACGAGCCGUUGCCGCGCACGAGCGGCUACUGUGAGGUCCGCAACCGCACGAGCGGCGCCGUGCUCCGCGUCAUGCUGGCCACGUGCAAGAGCUGGCAGUGGUACCUUGUGCCCUCGCUGUCGUGCAACGACGCGCAGGCGUAUACGGAUUUCAGCAUCCAGGCCGCCGUGUAUACGCACUCGCCGCGGAUUGGUCGACACCGAAGCGCCACGGACGACAAGACGAAGAAGAUGGAAGACGGUCAUGUUGAAGUGGACGGGCGAGGCAUUGUCAUGACGGCGUACCCUCGCGCGAUUGCAGGACUGUACGCGAUCGUCCGGACGCUGCGGCUCUUGGGCUGUGCGCUUGCAGUGGAAGUGUGGAUUGACACGAGGGAGAUACGGGCAACGCAUUCAGUGCUCGAGGAGCUCCAGGCGCACUACCACGUGCUCGUGCGGGUCAUUGAGGACCCGAACGCGUCGAAGUUCCAUGCGAAACCGUAUGCGAUCUACCACUCGAAGUUCGAGAGCGUGCUCUGGUUGGACUCGGACAACAUUCCCGUGCGCGACCCGACGUACUUGUUUGACACGCCCGAGUUUGUCAAGCACGGAGCCCUCUUUUGGCCAGACUUUUGGCGCCCGUCGAUUGGCACGCCGUUCAAUGUGCACCAACAGAGUGCGCUGUGGCCGCUGCUGGACAUGCCGUUUAUCGACAUGUUUGAGCAAGAGAGCGGGCAAUUGUUGGUGAAUCGCUCGCGCUCGCAAGCCGCGCUCUCGAAGCUCAUGUUCUACUCGUCCCAUAUGCCGCGGUUGCUUACCGAUUGGCAACUUGUGUGGGGCGACAAGGACUUGUUUCGUCUUGCGUGGCUAAACACGUCUACCCCUUUUUAUAUGGUGCAGCACCUCGUUGCGCCCGGCGGACUGUACGAUGCCGAUGAAGACUUUUUCUGCGGGAUCUCCAUGAUUCAGCGAGAUCCAAUGGGUGACAUCAUAUUCAUGCAUCGCAACCAGGCGAAACUGACUGGACUCCGUGAUCAGAAGCCGCUCAUCUUGUAUUUGCAGAAGUUCACGGGUGGUGACGGUACAGCAGCUUCGUCUGCGCGAGACCUGGACAAGUACCGCGUGAAAAGCAAGAUGCGUCGACUAGGACAGCACACGUGCUUUUUGUUGGCGCCAUACACACUCGACGGUAGUGCCACUCCGUCAUUGCUCCUCAGUCUCGAAGAGACAGAGUACGCGCGAAUCGAGCAAUAUGCUAUUGGCUUUUCGAUCGAAGGCCGUGGGCUCUUUAGCAAAGAGGAGGAGGCCGAGGUGGCAAAACUGGAGGCCGACACGCAAGCGGAGCGAGAUGAGGAGACUGCUGCUGUUGUUAGAGCGUACGAAUGGUCAAAGUUUUGUAGGCGUGGAAUUCUCGGCAUUGUCGUUGUUGUCGCCUUAGGGCUGUGGCUACGAAGACGGUGGAUGCGACGGUACAGAAAGAGUCGCGCCAGGCUUGAAUCGAAGAACAUUUCUGUGUCAUCGCCGGCAGAGCUGCCAUCUUCUCACGUUACUUUGGCAGUAGACCCUGUCUUCACCGAAACCUCUGGGUCUUCCUCUGUCGUGUUUUCCAGCACAGCAUCCGAUUGUCGACGACGCAAUUCGUCCUUCCAACUUAAUGACAAAUGA